Messenger RNA from Cryphonectria parasitica EP155, 333 nucleotides. Its product is annotated as expansin-related. The annotation marks the transcript as partial. Lineage: Eukaryota; Fungi; Ascomycota; Sordariomycetes; Diaporthales; Cryphonectriaceae. The transcript has a single exon. The record is from RefSeq and is a predicted model, not a curated record.
GCCGCCACCCUCACCUCGGCCGUCCCCCUCCUCCAGCCGCGGUCCAACUCAGGCAAGAUGACCUACUACGCUCCGGGUCUGGGCGCCUGCGGUGCAACGAACACCAAUGCCGACAUGAUCGUUGCCGUCCCCUCGAUCGUGUACGGGACUUACGCCAACCCGAACUCAUCGCCGGUGUGCAAGAAGACGGUGACCAUCACGGCGGGCAGCACGUCGGUGAAGGCGGCCAUCACGGACCGGUGUGCGGGCUGUGGGGCCAGCGAUAUCGAUGUCUCGCCUGCUGUGUUUAAAAAAUUUGGGGACGAGAGUUUGGGCAAGAUUGCCGUCACCUGG